AUGCUAGCUCUAACAGAAGCGCAAUCCAUCCAAGGCGUCGCCGCCGUAGACCCUGUUUGCGACUGGCCUGGCUUAGAUGAGUACUGCACGCGCGAGAGCACUGUCACACCAACUCACCAAAAAGGAGCAGGUGAUGAUAGCAGCAUGACUCCAUGUUCAACAAUACCAUCUAAACACAAACGCCAACCACGAAAAAAGUCUCCAGCACCGCCAGACCUAAUCCCCCUCCUCCAAGCGCGCUCAAAGUUCUUCCCAACCCCAGAGCGCUGCUUCGACUCCUUCGCCUCGCCAAUCCUCUUCCUCCGCUCCGCAGGCCGGGACGUGCCGCGCACGUUCCCACAGUAUCUCACGGGACCGGAGUAUCCCGUCCCCGUGCUGAAAGAGAAGGCGCGGAGCAUGACAACCGGGGAACAACACGCAGCGGCAGACGGGUCGAUUUGGGAUCAUGAUUUGCAUCCCGAUAUGGAUGGCGAUGACGUCGAUGAUAGAAGUGCCACUGUUACCCGGCGCCGGAAGGCGCUUUCGCGCUGGCCCCCGUAUGGUCUGGAUUACGGGCUUUGUGGGAAAACGUGGUCUGGGCCUGGAGAUGGGAUUGGGCGGUUGGAGAUGGCUUUGCCUUGGGUCCGGGUGUUCUUAACAGAGGAUAACGUUGGAUUGGGCUCUGAUUCUCUCUCUUCGUCAAUAGAGCUGAAGAGGAAGACUAGAGAGUUGGGUCAUGGGUCUACGGUGCUUGCUAGACAGGCUGAUGAGAUGGUCUCUGCUAUGCGGAGGGCUUGCUUUUGGGGACGGGAGAAGGGGUUUGGGGAGCGGAGGGUUACUCUGUAUCAGGUUCAGAGAACUGAUGUCAAUGCGGGAGAGGAAGUGGGUGACUGGUUCAAGGACGUUUUCGAAGGAACGAUGGUGGAUGUAGACUAA
Messenger RNA from Penicillium digitatum Pd1, 915 nucleotides. RefSeq lists its product as uncharacterized. The record is from RefSeq and is a predicted model, not a curated record. Lineage: Eukaryota; Fungi; Ascomycota; Eurotiomycetes; Eurotiales; Aspergillaceae. Gene Ontology annotation, molecular function: hydrolase activity.